UGACGUCAUAUUAGUAAACCCCAAUUACAACUCUGAUUCUCCUUCCCGGCGAUAUGAAACGAGCCGGCGGCGGUGUCGACUUCAUCAGCUCUCUACCCGACGAAAUCCUCCACCAUAUCCUCGCCAAUACACCUACCAAGCUCGCGAUCAGAACCUCCGUCUUAUCCAAACGAUGGAAGCAUGUAUGGUACGAGACACCUUCUAUCUCAAUUGUUUGCAAUAGAGUAGAUCCUGAUUCGCUAAACAAAACCCUAAGUAGCUACUCGACUCCCAAAAUCAAGAGUUUCGAUGUUACUAUAAGCAGAGAUGUCACCGUACCUGAGAUUGAUACCUGGAUUAAUCUCGCUCUGUCACGCAAGGCUGAGAAUGUAUCUCUCAGAUUCACAUCUCAUUAUAGAUUCCGAGAUACAUUCUUCAUCAAUUCCUCUCUGAAGCAGCUUAGUUUGACUUUGGUUUAUUGCAUUCUGAAUCCCAAGUGCGUUGUCUCUUGGUCAUCGUUAAGGAACUUGUCGUUGAAUCGUUGCAAGGUGUCUGAUGAUUCAAUUGCCAAAAUUCUCACUGGUUGUUCAUUGCUCGAAAGCUUGACAUUGAAUCUCUGUGAUAGACUCAAUGAUCUUGAUCUGAGCAAGUCACUAAGUUUGAGAAGACUGGAGAUACUUGGAGACCGUUGGACACCAGAGAGGAUUGUAGCGCCACACAUUCGUUAUUUGAGAUUGGAAAACUAUCAGCGACCAUCUACUUUAGUGGAUGUCUCAUCUUUAACCGAAGCUAAUCUCGGUCUUUCAAAACAUGUACUUGACUAUUUCACAUGUGAAAUGGAGACUGAAUCGCUUCAAUACAUGGUGCGACAGACGGUGGUUAAGUUGCAAAACAUAAAGAAGCUUACUAUUGGGGGAAUUUUUCUUCAGAUUCUAUCUCUUGCCGAGCUCUGUGGUGUUACUCUUCCAGUCUUCCAGAAUUCAAUAUCGAAGCUUUGACUGUUGAAACGAGGAUUGAUCAGUCUGUGAUUCCUGGUCUAGCAAGGCUGCUACAAAACUCUCCUGGACUUAAAAGGAUAACAGUUAACAUAACGAAGUGCAACACCACACCGGAUAAGCAUCUUGACAGACACUUGAAAUUGCGAGGCUUGAAUCCUGAUCAAAGCUGGAUAUCGAAAUAUGGGGUCUUUCCAACUGUGGAGCAGACAUCUGCAAAGAUGAAACAUGUGGAUUCGUUCAUAAAACUUGUCAUGGGAAACACAAAGACAUUAGAGAAGCUGGUUUUACAGUUUGGAGAUUACCUUGAUGCAGCAUAUCAAAUGGUUCCAACAUUAUCUUACGACGAUAUCCAAAUUGUGAUCAAGAAAAGACGAUCUUAAAUAGUACUAGUAUAUUAGUAUAUGCUAUGGACCACCGUAGAUGGCUUAAUUGUCUUGGUUAACGUGUCUACAAAUUAAUUGUUUUGAUCUUAAAUUUAUGAUUCAGAGCUUUAGGUUUCUGUGUUCACAUUGAAGGGAACAACAGUUAUAGCUAGUCUUGUAGGUUAGUCUCCGUGUGAUUGUCGUUUUUGAUGUGUCUUCACUGAUCAGUACACGCAAAAGGCAAAACUUUCCUCCGUCCAAAGCGGAUCUCUAUAUUACGUUUCUGUAGAAACUUAAGGUCUCUCUCACACAUGUGGUGAAAAGUGAUAGUUGAAGCAAUGUUUGAAAAUUAAUAUCUAAAGCUUCUAAUUGACA
Molecule: messenger RNA, 1714 nt
Organism: Arabidopsis thaliana (thale cress)
Lineage: Eukaryota; Viridiplantae; Streptophyta; Magnoliopsida; Brassicales; Brassicaceae
Product: F-box/RNI-like superfamily protein
Exons: 3
Coding region: 54-977 (307 amino acids)
Source: RefSeq, marked reviewed